GAGGAGACGUCUAUUUCGUGCCCGUACUGUAUCUGUUUUCGUGAUUGUGCUUGUUGGCAUGCUUUAAGUUUGAUAAGGGGCACUCCAUAUUUACUUACUGAGUUUAUCUCAUAGUUUUUCCUUGUCCACCAUUUCAGGAAGUGAAACCGAGGACGGGAAACCACAGGAAGUGACGAGUUAGAAGGCUAGCCAUAUUGUAAUUGGAUAUGAAUUUUAGAAACAAUUCAUGAUCUUGUAUUUGGAGAUUUUAUGAUAUUAGAGCAGAUUUUAAAAGUUGAUCUUCAAAUUUUGGUGGUAUCAGAGUACAGUAUGAUAAGUUCCGAGCCUUGUGCAUUUGUGGGACCCUCUCACGAGUGCACGGCGUCUGUCGCGUCUCAAAAUUGGGUUUUGGGGCGUGACAGAUUUAGUGGUAUCAGAGCUUAGGUUGAAAUUAAGAGCUUGGUUUAAAUUAAGAGUUUUGGAUUAAAUUAAGCACCUUCAGAUUGAGUGGCAUCAGAGCAGAUUGAGUGAUAUCCGAGCCUAGGUUUAAUUGAAUACCUAGGAUUUGUUUUGAACUUGGCUAGCCAGUGGAUUUUAGAACCGUGGUGAGACGAGUGAUGGGGUUAUAUAAGGCACGAUUCUGAUUUGUGUUGCCUGAAUUUUCUAAUCCAUUUUGAUGACAUGGUAAUCUGAUUGUUGUUGUUUCUUGCCUUCAUACUCUGUGUGAAGUUGUGAAAGUAAUCUUGCCCGUUAUGUUCUGAAGACCUUGUUUUGAAACUUGGUCAUUUUCUGAUAGUCUGCACUUGUUUAGACUUGUUAUUUGAAUGGAAUUUUUGUAUGCUCUUUUGCCACAAUUAUGAAAUCUGGGGAGUUGCAAAGAUCUUUUGUUAUUAACUCUGUUUGUCUCUACAGCAUAGCUGGUUGAGAAAUUUGCUCUGUUUGUCAUAUGACCAGUGGAAGAUGGGCAACCCUCUACUUUGUAAGAGAUUUAAUGCUAUUUUAGCAAAUGUCGUGUGUUUUCUUGAUGCGUUUUAGGAGCUGGAUAACUUGGUAAUUCCAUUGCUCCUUAUCUUCUGAAAGUCUUAUAGUGAAGUUUCACUUUUUCCAUUUGAAGCUUCAUGGUCUUUUCAUGUGGCUCAUUUUUCUGUAUUGGUUAAUCAAGAGCAGUGAUCAUU
Rubroshorea leprosula is the source of this 1154-nucleotide messenger RNA. Lineage: Eukaryota; Viridiplantae; Streptophyta; Magnoliopsida; Malvales; Dipterocarpaceae. The record is from the annotation of a GenBank genome assembly.